Monoraphidium neglectum is the source of this 1173-nucleotide messenger RNA. RefSeq lists its product as hypothetical. The transcript has 11 exons. The record is from RefSeq and is a predicted model, not a curated record. The coding region runs from base 1 to 1173 and encodes 390 amino acids. Gene Ontology annotation, biological process: lipid metabolic process. NCBI's taxonomy places the organism in Eukaryota, Viridiplantae, Chlorophyta, Chlorophyceae, Sphaeropleales, Selenastraceae.
AUGUGGGUCAGUGUGGCUGUUGUCGGCGCCGCACUGGUUGUGCCGGCGCCCCCGCCCCGGCGGCGGCGGCGCGGCGGCAAAAGCGAGGGCGGCACCGGCGCCAGCCGGCACGUGGCGGAGAGCCCGCUGCUGAUGGCGCAGCUGCAGGAUUUCGCCUGGACCGAGGGCGAGCUGUCGCGGCGAAAAGAGGAGCGAGACACCGCCGCGGGCGGCCGCACGCGCAACGAGCCCAUGUUCUGCUUCGAAACCGCUGCCAAGCUGUUUUUUUGGUCCUGUCUGACCUACGAAGACUUUGGAGACCACGACCGCUUCGCGGCCGACGCCCCAGAGAACGGCCAGCAGCAGCCCAAGCCGCCGGAGCCCCGCGGCAGUCGGAGCGCGAGCGCGAGCGCGACCGCGGCCGGCGGGGGCGGGGCCGGGGUGGCGGAGGACGGCGCGGCGCCGGGCGCGCCCGCGGCGGCGGCGGCGGCGGCCUCGCUGGCGGAGACGGUGUUGGAGCAGCUAGCAAAAGGGAUGGCACUAUAUGGGCUCACGGUGCACAAGAUCGUGUACGACCCAGUCAGCCAUGUCAAGGCGCUGUUCUCCUGGAGCAACGACACAGUGGUCGUCAGCUUCAGGCGCACGGGCUCGCCGCUCACGACCGCCGCUGUUAUGACAUGCUUUGACCAAUUCUGGCGCGUGGCGGUGACCGCGCAGGGCGCGCACGAGGCGGUGCAGACGGCGGCUGGGUGGUGGCGCCCCUGGCUGCGGCGGCAGCCCAAGGUCCACUCAGGCUUCAUGAGGUGUUGGAGGUCACGCUCUGGCCUAGACAGGCGCGUGAUGGCGAUGCUGUCUUCUCUGGUGGACAACAGCCUGGCGCCAGAGCGGCUCACCAUCUACCUCACAGGCCACUCCCUGGGCGGCUCCCUGGCCACCCUCUGCGGGUACGAACUUCUGAAAAAGUAUGGUGGAGAGGGCGGGAGGCUGAGAAGAGAUCAGGUCAAGGUGUACGGCUUCGGCGCACCGCGCACCGGCAACCACGCCUUCGCUCAAGACUACGGCCGCACGGUGCCAGACACCUGGCACGUCAUCAACGACCAGGACGUCGUGCCGCGGGGCGGGAAGUUCCUGACGCUGUACAAGCGCAACGGGCACCGCGUCAUAGUCAACAGGGCGGCAGUCAGGGUGCAUUAG